Molecule: messenger RNA, 729 nt
Organism: Colletotrichum higginsianum IMI 349063
Lineage: Eukaryota; Fungi; Ascomycota; Sordariomycetes; Glomerellales; Glomerellaceae
Exons: 2
Coding region: 1-729 (242 amino acids)
Source: RefSeq, a predicted model, not a curated record
AUGCCCAACGUUGGAGUGAAGGUGCCCGGAAUUCUGGCAUCAGGCACGUACAACGGCGCAGAAGUUAACCUCCUCCCUUACUUCAACGGCCAGCUUGCCUCCUCAAACAGGGGUGGCAGCUCUGGCGUAUCCGUCAACUUCCUGGACGGCGGCGGCGCGGCACCUUUGAUGAAGAACAUGCCUGCGAACGACGACAAGUCCAAGCAAUACUUUCUUCUUACCCACCUUUACCAAUUCUUCGGUGCUCUUCUCGGCUGCUCCCAGUAUGGGAUGACCGGAUUCCCCCGGUACGCCGGCUUUGCGUCCAUGUAUGAGGUUCAUAAAUUCAUGGAUCUUGACGAGAACGAGCUGGGAUACUUCAUCCAGCAGGUUGCCCUUGCCGGUGCUUCCUUUGGUGUAGCCCAGAACGACCUCGAGGCCGUCGGCAUGGCGCUGAACCAGCUCUUUGGCCUGCGCUGUAGCCCUGCUACUACAGCCAUCCCAGAGCAGGGCCCUCAAUUGCAGGCCAUCUGCAUUGAAGACAGCUGUCCCAUCUCCCCUAAUGCUACAUGCGCCAACUACCAACCAGCAAUUGCGCCCAAGAAUGCAACAGGAGUCGAGACAAACGCCACCAUGACUGGAUCAAACCCAACUGCGACAACAACCCCGAGCAUGGUACCGACAUCUGGGGCAGCUACUCAGGGAAUUAGCUUGGCUUUACUUGUUGCACUUAUUGCCUGUAUUGUUUGA